Molecule: messenger RNA, 581 nt
Organism: Melanaphis sacchari
Lineage: Eukaryota; Metazoa; Arthropoda; Insecta; Hemiptera; Aphididae
Exons: 5
Coding region: 213-542 (109 amino acids)
Source: RefSeq, a predicted model, not a curated record
UUCUCAUACUAUUUAGUAUUUGAUUAAAUCUAGAAACAUUCGUCGACUCGACUCAACCACAGACGGAUGUCCUCCGUAUCUGACAGCUAAAUUAUUUUUAGUUUUUUGAAGAGAACAAAAUCUGGCGUUUAAAGUACCUAUAAAGAAAAAAAAGUGGAACCAUUUGAUUAAAACUCAUCAGUGAUUGUUGGAUAUAACUUUAAAAGUCUAUUAUGGAGUCACAACCUAUGGAACAAAGUUGUGAGCCGCCAUCAAAAUCAUUUAUUUUUUCAGCUCCUAUUCCUGCAGUAAAUCUUGUUGAAAAGCCAGCUGAAAUUAAACCGAUACCUUUAAGAAAUGGCAAACCUUUGGUUGAAUUUACUCCAGAAAUGAAUUCUUCUCAACGACAAGCAGUGAUUAUAGCUAAAAUGAAUGAACUGCAGGAUGAGUAUCGUGAAAUCCUAAAACUAAGAAAAAGAAUUAUAAAAAGGAUUAUGAAAAGGAAAAGGAAAAUGGUGAAUAACAAUACUGAUAAAAAUAUCAUUUCUAAGCGAAAAAAUUAACCGCUGCAAAGCUCUUAUUACCUAUUUAAAGUAAAUGAA